Molecule: messenger RNA, 1740 nt
Organism: Ochotona curzoniae (black-lipped pika)
Lineage: Eukaryota; Metazoa; Chordata; Mammalia; Lagomorpha; Ochotonidae
Gene: TMEM198
Product: transmembrane protein 198
Exons: 5
Coding region: 393-1475 (360 amino acids)
Biological process (GO): positive regulation of canonical Wnt signaling pathway
Cellular component (GO): cytoplasmic vesicle; plasma membrane
Source: RefSeq, a predicted model, not a curated record
GUCAGGAGCCGCGGCCGGAGCUGUCCAUCAGCACCAAAGGCCGCGGGCGGUCUCAGGGCAUGGGGCCGCGGCUCCGGGGCGGCCCGAGCCCCUGCUCCUGCUCUUCUCCCUUCUCCAGGCCCGGGCCCGGUCCCCGGACGCCGCGGGCCUGGAGUGCCAGGCGCUGCUGGAGGUGGAGCGGUGACGGCGCCGCGCAAAGACCGUUCUCUGCGGCCCAGCAGACCCCUUCCCCGCAGCACGACGGACUUUGCCGGGACUCCAGUCACUUGGAGCCCCUGGCUCCCUGCCACCCCAGCCCCUCCGGCGCCGGCUCAGCCUCCUGGGCUCCGAAGCUCAGAUCGCCGCCAGCGCAGGUGGACCUGGGAGGCUGACCUCCUCGCAUUCCCGGCGCUAUGCCGGGCACAGUGGCAACACUGCGGUUCCAGCUGCUGCCCCCUGAGCCGGAUGAUGCUUUCUGGGGUGCACCUUGUGAACAGCCCCUGGAGCGCAGGUACCAGGCGCUACCAGCCCUCGUGUGCAUCAUGAGCUGCUUGUUCGGAGUUGUCUACUGCUUCUUCGGUUACCGCUGCUUCAAGGCGGUGCUCUUCCUCACGGGGCUGCUGUUCGGCUCGGUCAUCAUCUUCCUGCUGUGCUACCGAGAGCGUGUGCUGGAGACGCAGCUGAGUGCUGGGGCGAGCGCAGGCAUCGCUCUGGGCAUCGGGCUGCUGUGCGGGCUGGUGGCCAUGCUGGUGCGCAGCGUGGGCCUCUUCUUGGUGGGUCUGCUGCUGGGCCUGCUGCUCGCCGCUGCCGCCCUGCUGGGCUCUGCGCACUACUACCAGCCGGGCUCCGUGUGGGGGCCCCUGGGGCUGCUGCUGGGAGGCGGCCUGCUCUGCGCCCUGCUCACACUGCGCUGGCCUCGGCCACUCACCACCCUGGCCACUGCCGUGACCGGGGCGGCACUCAUCGCCACUGCCGCUGACUACUUUGCCGAGCUGCUGCUGUUGGGGCGCUACGUGGUGGAGCGGCUGCGGGCCGCCCCUGUACCCCCACUCUGCUGGCGCAGCUGGGCCCUGCUAGCCCUGUGGCCCUUGCUCAGCUUCAUGGGUGUGGUGGUGCAGUGGCGGGUAACGGCUGAGAGGGACUCGCACACUGAAGUGGUCAUCAGCCGGCAGCGACGACGUGUGCAGCUCAUGAGGAUUCGGCAGCAAGAGGAACGCAAGGAGAAGAGGCGGAAGAAGCGACCUCCGCGGGCUCUGCCCAGAGGCACCCGUGCCCCUGCGAGGCCUGGUCCACCAGAUCCUGCCUACCGGCGCAGGCCAGUGCCCAUCAAGCGCUUCAACGGAGAUGUCCUCUCACCAAGCUACAUCCAGAGCUUCCGGGACCGGCAGACUGGCAGCUCCCUGAGCUCUUUCCUGGCCUCGCCCACAGACACGGACAAUGAGUACGGCUCCCGGGGGCCGCUGACAGCCUGCUCAGGGCCUCCAGUGCGGGUAUAGCCACAGCCUGCCCGUCAAGACUCUACAGUCACCAGCUCAGCCGGCCUGGGCGAGCCCUGAGGCCAGCACCCAACCUGCCUGGCCCUGCAGGCUCUCGGGAGAGGGCCGCCCACCCGGCCUGUAGAAGAAGGCUCUAUUGGGGGCUUCAGGCAUGACAGAAGGCCUCUCCCAGGCUCCUAGAGGGGCUCCUGGGGACCCCCGGGUGUGAGUCCCGCAGGGGGUGUGCUCAGGGUUGUGUGUGUUGCCUGUGUGUGCGUGUGUGGGU